Messenger RNA from Rhizophagus irregularis DAOM 181602=DAOM 197198, 1125 nucleotides. The record is from RefSeq and is a predicted model, not a curated record. Lineage: Eukaryota; Fungi; Glomeromycota; Glomeromycetes; Glomerales; Glomeraceae.
AGUAAUUAUGUCUGAAGUCGUAUUAAGCUCUUCGGCUCGUCAACGUCUAGAACCUUACCUUCUGCUUUCUAAGUCUGCUAAAGGUGGUGCAUGUGUACAACUGAUUAAAGACGCACUGGCUGCACCAGGUGUUUACGUGUUUGCCGAAUUAUUAGAAAUGCCAAAUGUUGCUGAGCUUCAAAAUAAUGAGCAACAUGUUUCAUACCAUACAUUAUUAAGAUUGUUUUCUUAUGGCACAUAUAAAGAUUAUAAAGAAAAUGCAUCAACAUUGCCUCAAUUAGAAGCUACACAACUUAAUAAAUUGAAACAUUUAUCCAUCGUUUCCUUAUCCGAAGAAUCAAGAACAAUCCCGUAUGACAUACUUUUGCAAUACCUUGAUAUACCAAAUGUCCGUGAACUUGAGGAUCUAAUUAUUGAGGCAAUCUACCAAGAUGUAAUUAAAGGUAAAUUAGAUCAAAAAAGGAAACAACUCGAAAUCGAGUAUACAAUGGGUAGAGAUUUACGACCGGGGCAAAUCGAUCAAAUGUUGGAAGUAUUAAGUGCUUGGUCUCAAACUUCAGAGGAAAUUUUAAAAGUCAUAGAUACCAAGAUCGUACAAGUUCGGGAUGCUGCUAUUGAAAACAAGAAACAAAAAGAAGAAUAUGAAAAGGAAGUAGAACGCCUUCGCAAAGAAGUAAAAUCCAAUUCAAAAAAUGUUGACCAUAUGGAAAUUAUGGCAGGAGGCGCGAUUGAUCAAUACGCUAACAUGGAUUACCACGAUGAGAAUACAAAGGGGGGUAGAGCUGGAAAGAGUAGGAAGCGUAAUCGACGACAUUGAACCAAGAAACGUUUCCAUUUGUCAAUUUUUUUUUCUUUAAUAUCACUAUCUUUCAUCUAGGGGCCCAAAAAGGUCUUUCUUGACUGGCCGAAGAUGAAAACCAGUGCAAGAGAGCGAAGUUCUUCAGGAGGAAACUGUCAAAAUAAAGAUUUAAUUUCACCUAAUUACCUUAAUUGGCUUUUUAGUUUCCAAAUGAUUACACAUAUAAAUAUAAAUUCUAUAUCUUGUCUACGAUAAAUAUUAUAUAUCAAGCUUAUAUAGAUAGCAUUUGUAAGGUAAAAAGAAUUGACAAAUUUUUUUCAACAAUA